Hippocampus zosterae (dwarf seahorse) is the source of this 1299-nucleotide messenger RNA. RefSeq names its product zinc finger protein 79-like. Gene Ontology annotation, biological process: regulation of transcription by RNA polymerase II. The record is from RefSeq and is a predicted model, not a curated record. Gene Ontology annotation, molecular function: DNA-binding transcription factor activity, RNA polymerase II-specific; RNA polymerase II cis-regulatory region sequence-specific DNA binding. NCBI's taxonomy places the organism in Eukaryota, Metazoa, Chordata, Actinopteri, Syngnathiformes, Syngnathidae. Gene Ontology annotation, cellular component: nucleus. The coding region runs from base 276 to 1283 and encodes 335 amino acids. The transcript has 2 exons.
CACCAGCAGAAGAAGAAACGUGCGGAAGUAACUCGCUGGUCACUAAGCGAUCAAGCGCGCCGGAGUUGAAUCUGAUCGAUCGUUUCACCCUCGCCCCCUUUUUGCUUUUUCUGUUCCUGCACCACUGACACGAGACAAAACUAUCGCGCCGUUGAUCAUAAACGCGUCUACGCGAACAACUAAACAGGCGUUAGCUUAGCUUGCUAGCGGCCAACGACGUAAAAAAAGGACGUUCAAAUUGCCACCGAGCAGGGAGCCAACUCGAUCGCCGCAAUAUGUGUAAAGUCAACAUAUUGAGGGAAUUAAUGAAGCAGCGACUCAACCUCGCCGUGGAGGAAAUCUAUCAACUUUUUGAAAGAACCAUAAUGGAGUACGAGGAGGAACUUAGUCGAACAAAAGAGGAGAAAGAGCGACAAGGCCAACUGCUGGGCGCCGUUUUAAAGUCUCAUGGCGGAAUACCGCAGGCUGACAUACAGGAGGUGUUGUUGAAGAGCCCCGGAGAGGAGCCAGUCGCGGCGCACCCCCUCAUUAAAAAGGAAGAGGAGGAUGUGUGGAACUGUCUGGAUGGGGAGCAGCCUCGGUUGCCAGAAGAGGAGGAUGCUGACGUCACAUUCACGCUCCCCGACGAAGCUCACCGACAUUCGGACCCAGAGAGCACUUUCGCUCCGCUCUCAGAUAUAGACGACGACUGCGAUUACGGAAGAGAGGAAUCCUUUCGUUGCUCGUUUUGUCACAAAAUAUUCUCGUCCAAAGGAAAUAUGAAGCGACACAUGAAAUCGCACCAACAAACACAGAAAGCGUUCGCCUGCUCCGUUUGUACGGAAAGUUUCCCAACUCGAGGGCUGCUUCUUUCGCACAGGAGACGACACGGCGCCAACAGCUCCGACAACCAGAAGUUUGACUGCUCCGAAUGCGGGAAAACAUUCGCCAAGCUCGCCCGUUUAAACAGACACAUGGCAAAACACACCGGAGAGAAACCGUUCGCGUGCUCGUUUUGCGGUAAGAAAUUCACUUGGCAUUAUGCUCUAAAAAGACACAUGAGGUCACACUCGAGCAGGGAGCAUUUCUCGUGUCCGGUAUGCGCGAAAGGGUUCACGACCAAAUGGUACAUCGCAGUACACAUGAGAACGCACACCGGCGAGAAACCCUUCCAAUGCGACGUGUGUCAGAAGCAAUUUCAUUUUAAGAAUGGGUUCAAGAAACACACUUGCGUCGGGGACAACCAGAACGCAGUCAAUGACGACGAAGGACAGCUGGUAAGCUCACGUGGUUUGUCUAAUUGAAGUUAAAAAACAAAAA